CGCCCUGCCUUGUGGCCACGCACAAUUUUGGAUGAAAUAGGAGCAGGGGUAAGGUGUGUGUGUGGUGUGCAUGUAAACACGGGGGAUGGGAGAAUCCUUUCCAACAGGAAACUACACAUUUGCUGCUCUAUUAAGCUGGAGGCAGAGUGGCACAGAAUCCGGAAGCCAGACUCCUUUUUUUUAGCAGAAGUUUUUUUUUAAAGCAAAAUGAAAAGUAUUGGGUAUCUAUGGAUCUCCAGCAUCCUCUUGCCAUGGUCUGCGGUAUCUGGACAUCCUUGUAACAUUGAUAAAAUGGGACGAGCUGCCUGCAGUGGAAAGAGCCUUCUCCAUCCUCCCAAUUUUCUUCCCAGACAUAUUACCAUCCUAGAUCUAUCUUUCAAUUCUCUGAUGAUGCCCAAGUAUGGACCUUUUCUGAGAAGCUUUCCUUCCUUACAUUCCCUAAAUCUUUCCAGCAACAGCAUUCCUACUCUUUCCCCCUCUCUGUUCUGUAAUCUUGGUGCUCUUCGCCUUUUGGAUCUAAGCAACUGUGACAUUUCUCAUGUGCACCGAAUGAGCUUCCGAGGUUUGAAAAGCCUCCACUCUCUACAUCUGAACAACAACAAACUUCAAUCUCUGGACCUCUCCAUUUUUCCUGCCUCUGGAAUCCUUGCCCAUCUGGAUCUGCAAAACAAUGAACUGCCCUGCAGGCAUGAGCUUAUACAAUUAAAUGUGCAAAGAAUCCACCAUAUCAAACUUCAGGGGAACCCUUCAGUGUGCAGUGAUUCCUUAAGUCCUUUCCAGCAAGCAGUGCCAGGAAAAGAAGAACUCCAGAUUCAAGAAAUCAGAACUUCAGAUUAUGAGAUUGUGAGCCACAGAAGAAAACUUCAGUUCCUUCAUAUUGGGGCUACGAAAAAGCCAUCAUCAUUAGAAAAUGCUACAGCAGCUAUUACCACACCUUCUACUCAAACAGCUGGGAAAAACUGGAUCUACUUUGCUGGUUUUGUGCUUUUGGCUAUCAUCCUCUCUCUCCUGAUUGCAUUGAUUGUCAAAUGCAAAUUGCUCCACAAAAAGCAUGCCAGCUAUCAUCAUCAACGGUUGCCCGAUUCUCGCUCCAUUGGAAGCAGCCAUAUUGAGGAAGGAGACAUGGGCAUGGCGUAUGGGAGGAACCAACCAAUAAGUGGAGCUUCUGAGUGCUAUCCAGAGGAUGAUGAUGGUUUCAUAGAAGAUAACUAUAUUGUGUCCAAUCAAGAGUUGAAGGAGGAAGAGGAGGAUCUGGAGUUGGAACCUCAUUUCAAAGUUGGAAGAUCCUUUUAGGAACAAAGUUCAGUUUGUUAUGUGCUCCAGUUUGUGCAUAAAGCCUAUUUCAUUUUCAAGGUUCCUGAUACUUUCAUUAUAGUAGGAAACUGAUAAUGAGCCCAUAGGUAAAUUUGACUCUGGCCAAAAAGGUCAGCUGCACUCCUCCAAUGGUUAGAGCUUAGUAUGCUUUCCUGAAUAUUAGUCCAGUGGAGUUCUCUCUUACACACUCAACCCGUUCUCUUGCUUGUGCACAUACAUCCAUAUGGACGCAUACUUGGUUCAUUCUUUUGUACUUGUUUUUCUUGUACGCAUACAUCAACCACAGUUUUUUAGAGCUUACAUUAGAACUGGUGGAGGUUUCGAAAGAAUCUGUUUGGAGCAUAGGAAAUAAUUUUUCAAAUGAAUUGCAGCAUAUGGCAAGAGCAGUUUGUCCUUCAUGACCUUCCCCUAAAACUCCACAUGUGCCUUGAUUGUUCUUUAAAGGCUUAAUUGCUCUGUGGGUUAGGGAAAAAACUAUUUCCAAGCAGCUGGUGGGAGGGACUUUGCCCCUGGGCCGCAUGAACCAUCUUCCAUAAAUGCUAGGCAUCUCAUUGAAGAAGUUUCCUCAACCUUAGCACAGCUAGUGAGUGCUACCUGUGGGUGUGGGAAGCUUAAAUGAUUGCCACAAGAAGAUACAAAAAAACCCCAACAACAAGAAAACCAGGUCUAAAC
This is a messenger RNA of Thamnophis sirtalis, 1986 nucleotides long. It is a transcript of the gene CUNH1orf210, whose product is annotated as chromosome unknown C1orf210 homolog. Lineage: Eukaryota; Metazoa; Chordata; Lepidosauria; Squamata; Natricidae. Gene Ontology annotation, molecular function: protein binding. The record is from RefSeq and is a predicted model, not a curated record.